Molecule: messenger RNA, 1725 nt
Organism: Penicillium daleae
Lineage: Eukaryota; Fungi; Ascomycota; Eurotiomycetes; Eurotiales; Aspergillaceae
Product: CorA family magnesium transporter
Exons: 3
Coding region: 1-1725 (574 amino acids)
Biological process (GO): mitochondrial magnesium ion transmembrane transport
Cellular component (GO): mitochondrial inner membrane
Molecular function (GO): magnesium ion transmembrane transporter activity
Source: RefSeq, a predicted model, not a curated record
AUGCUGUCUCCGUUGAAGCCGUCUGCUCCGUCGGCCACUCUGCUGCGGUUUCUGCGAUCGCAGUCUGGCUUUGCGAGCGGUUCGGCAGCAUGUGUGCGGCCCAGACCACAGGCGCCGUGUCAUGAGGCACUGACGUCGGUAUCCCGAAGAACCUCGAGCUGGGCACGCCAGGAUGCAUGCCACAGACGCACGACCUUCGACUCGACGGCGCUCUGUCAAUCUGAUGUGAGACCGAAGCCAUCGGCGACACUUUUUUCGUUAGAGUCGCUUGCGCUAACUCGACAUGCCUCCACGACUCGUCGUCCAUUUCUCCGAAGAUUGUUUGAUCUCAAACGCGGCAAAACUGCCGACCUCAAGAGUCAUCGCAACGAGGGUCCCGCUACGACUGAAGAAGGGACUGAGGGGCUUUUCAAUAUCGGUAGAGGAUUCGCAGCGAAAGCCUCAAACGAGCUUCGCAUUCGCUGCACGGAAUUUGACAAGAACGGCAACGUCACCCUGGUCAAUGGGGACUUUCGCAAGUCAGAACUGAUUGCCAAGUAUGGCCUCCUACCCCGUGACCUCCGCAAGAUCGACUCUUCGACACUGCCUCAUAUCCUCGUCCGACCGAGCGCGAUCUUAAUCAACCUGCUGCACCUGCGUGUUCUUAUCAAAGCCGACCGUGUGCUUGUAUUUGAUGCAUACGGAUCGACGGAUUCGUAUAUGCAGUCGCUGUUUAUCUACGAUCUCGAGGGAAAGUUGCGCCAGAGGCAAUCUCAGGUUGCCCCGGCUGGCCAGGCGCUACCCUAUGAGUUUCGCGCUCUGGAAGCGGUUCUCAUCAGCGUCACCACUGGCCUGGAGGAAGAGUUUAAUGGAGUGAGAGAGCCUGUCGUUCGGGUUCUCCGUGCACUAGAAGAGGACAUCGAUCGCGACAAGCUUCGACACCUCUUGAUCUAUUCCAAGAAAUUGGGUACUUUUGAGCAGAAGGCUCGCCUGGUGCGAGAUGCCAUUGAUGAUUUGCUCGAGGCGGAUGAUGAUCUAGCGGCCAUGUACCUUACCGAACGGGCAACUGGCAAGGAACGCGAGGAGGAUGACCACCAAGAGGUGGAAAUGCUACUCGAGUCAUAUCACAAGGUCUGCGAUGAAAUUGUACAGUCCAGUGGUAAUCUUGUCACCAACAUUCGAAACACCGAGGAAGUAGUGAAAGCAAUUCUCGACGCCAAUCGAAAUUCGCUCAUGCUACUCGAUCUGAAGGUUAGUAUCGGCACCCUUGGCCUAGCCACAGGAACUCUCUUCUCCGCUCUCUACGGAAUGAACUUGAAGAACUUUAUCGAAGAGUCCGAUUUCGGCUUCGGUGGUGUCUCCGCGGUCUGCUUCGCUCUGACUUCAUUGGUUUGCGUCUACGGACUCGCCAAACUUCGCAAACUGCAGCGGGUUCGGAUGUGGGGUGAGUCUGGAGUUGGCGGCACUUCUUUGUCCCCUAUUUCUCCGAGACAGGGCAUACGCACUAUUCACCGCAACUGGCGCGCCGAUUCGAUUGAGCCUGUCUGGGGAAGCUUGCCAGGCGAGGCCCGAUCGGAGCGCAUAAGGCGACUUCGAGAAAAUGCUUUCGCUGCUGCAGCUGCUACAGCAUCGAGGUUUCCUGAUACUUCUUCCGCCGCAACAACGACUUCUGGUUUUGCAGACGCGCAUGAAUCCUCAAGCAUCAAAGACAACCAAAAUAGGCCCGACUCUGCUGGCAGGUUCUGA